This is a messenger RNA of Ziziphus jujuba (common jujube), 2412 nucleotides long. Its product is annotated as pyruvate decarboxylase 1. The record is from RefSeq and is a predicted model, not a curated record. NCBI's taxonomy places the organism in Eukaryota, Viridiplantae, Streptophyta, Magnoliopsida, Rosales, Rhamnaceae. Bases 335 to 2104 code for a protein of 589 amino acids. The transcript is spliced from 6 exons. Gene Ontology annotation, molecular function: thiamine pyrophosphate binding; magnesium ion binding; carboxy-lyase activity.
UGGACCUUCCAAAACCGAAACCAAAAACCAGAGGCGAAAACCGAAUUCAAACUAAGGCCUGUUUUUUCAAAUAUUCUUCUCACACCAAAGACAUUUCUUCGGCUUGUCACCCACUCACCUCUUUUUUUUUCUUUUUUUUCUUUUUAUUAUUAUAUAUAUUUUUUUUUUCACUCGACGGUGCCUUUGUUUUCUACUCGCACUCUAAACCCACAGGUUUCAGAAGCCUCUCUUCUUCCAAAACCCAUUUAAAGGCCACGAAACAGCACUCAAAAGCCAAAAAAAAUCAUAACCACAUACUAUUAGACUCGAAAAUUUUGUUCCCUUUGAUUUGAAAAUGGAUACAGCUACUCAAAUCGGCUCCACGGCUCUCCCAAGCUCCGCUCCCCUGCCAGUCCAUCCAGCCUCCUUCUCCGGCACGCUGGGUCGUCAUCUGGCUCGGCGGCUUGUCGAGAUCGGCGCCAAGGACGUCUUCUCCGUCCCCGGCGACUUUAACUUGACUCUCUUGGACCACUUGGUCGCUGAGCCGGAGCUCAACUUGGUCGGCUGUUGCAACGAGCUCAACGCCGGGUACGCCGCCGAUGGCUAUGCCAGGUCUCGCGGAGUUGGCGCCUGCGUCGUGACGUUCACGGUUGGUGGACUGAGCGUCAUCAAUGCUAUCGCCGGCGCUUUCAGUGAGAAUUUGCCUGUCAUUUGUAUAGUCGGCGGUCCCAAUUCCAACGAUUACGGGACCAACCGGAUCCUCCAUCACACAAUCGGGUUGCCCGAUUUUAGUCAGGAGCUCCGGUGCUUUCAAAAUGUCACGUGUACUCAGGCAGUGGUGAAUAAUUUGGAUGAUGCACACGAGCUGAUCGACACUGCAAUAUCUACUGCAUUGAAAGAAAGCAAACCUGCUUAUAUCAGCAUAAGCUGCAAUCUUCCUGGAAUUCCUCACCCAACUUUUGCUAGGGACCCUGUUCCCUUCUUUCUCGCUCCCAAGAUAAGCAAUCAAUUAGGAUUGGAAGCAGCAGUUGAGGCGGCUGCUAAUUUCCUAAACAAAGCUGUGAAGCCUGUCAUUGUGGGUGGGCCAAAGCUAAGGGUGGCCAAGGCUCAACAGGCCUUCAUAGAGCUUGCAGAUGUUAGUGGAUAUCCUUUUGCUGUUAUGCCCUCAGGUAAGGGGCUGGUGCCAGAGCACCAUCCGCACUUCAUUGGGACAUAUUGGGGUGCUGUCAGUACCAGCUUUUGUGGAGAGAUAGUUGAGUCUUCAGAUGCCUAUAUUUUUGCUGGCCCAAUCGUCAAUGAUUACAGCUCUGUUGGGUAUUCCUUGCUGAUCAGCAAGGAAAAAGCGAUCAUGGUGCACCCUAAUCGUGUGACCAUUGGAAAUGGUCCAUCAUUUGGAUGGGUUUUCAUGUCUGACUUCCUAAGUGCAUUGGCCAAGAAGCUCAAGAGGAACAGCACUGCCCAUGAGAAUUAUCGUCGAAUCUUUGUCCCUCCCGGCCUUCCUUUGACACGUGGGAAAGAUGAACCAUUAAGGGUCAAUGUUCUUUUUAAGCACAUUCAGGAAUUGCUCAGUGGAGAUACUGCAGUAAUUGCUGAAACGGGAGAUUCAUGGUUUAAUUGUCAAAAGCUCAGACUUCCUGAGAAUUGUGGGUACGAAUUCCAAAUGCAAUAUGGAUCAAUUGGAUGGUCAGUAGGUGCCACUCUUGGAUAUGCUCAGGCUGCUAACGAUAAACGUGUUAUUGCUUGCAUUGGUGAUGGAAGUUUCCAGGUAACGGCUCAGGAUAUUUCAACGAUGAUUCGAUAUGGACAGAGGAGCAUUAUAUUUCUCAUCAACAAUGGAGGCUAUACGAUAGAAGUGGAGAUUCAUGAUGGACCAUACAAUGUGAUUAAAAACUGGGACUACACUGGUCUUGUUGAUGCCAUCCACAAUGGUGAAGGCAAAUGCUGGACUGCCAAGGUACGAACAGAGGAUGAACUGAUCAAAGCCAUUGCAACAGCCACAGGAGAGCAAAAUGAUUCUCUCUGCUUUAUUGAAGUUUUUGUGCACAAGGAUGACACCAGCAAAGAGCUACUAGAAUGGGGUUCCCGAGUUUCUGCUGCUAACAGCCGCCCUCCAAAUCCUCAAUAAUGCAUUAGUUGGAGAAGUUUUCUGAUGUUGUAAUCGUUCAGAUGUAAGUACUAACUUGCUUCUAUCCGGAGCUGAGAAGGUAUUCGGGGACUUGAGAAUAAUAAGAGGAAUGUUGUAGUUUCUUUGUUUUUUUCUUUUUCAUUUGUAGUGCAAUAUUGUGCUUACUGAUGUGACAAAUGAUUCUGUUAAGAAUUCUUGUAUAUGCCAAGUUCGACAUAUUUUCAUGAAUAACAAUUAUUGUAAAAAUUCUCGUGGCGAUUCCAUCUCUCAGGGCUUGCCUGUUUGAAUGAAUUGAUGUUUGAUGCAAA